This is a messenger RNA of Pieris rapae (cabbage white), 428 nucleotides long. RefSeq lists its product as uncharacterized. Bases 1 to 366 code for a protein of 121 amino acids. The record is from RefSeq and is a predicted model, not a curated record. The transcript has 3 exons. NCBI's taxonomy places the organism in Eukaryota, Metazoa, Arthropoda, Insecta, Lepidoptera, Pieridae.
AUGUUACCUGAAAACUCAAUAUUUACAAACAAAAUUUGUUCUACUGAGCUGUACCUAGAGGAAAAUAAUGUGUAUGUUUCAGGAAGUAUACUUUUUAUAGAGGAAAAGGUAUGGCCAACGGUUAGACUUAAUCGAGUAAUUGAUAUUUAUUACAAAAGCAGUAAUAGUAAGUACUCACUUAACAAAAAAGACGAUUUAGGUGAAAUUAAAGUUUCCCAAGUAAACAUAUACUUGAUAACAAACAAUACAGAUUGUAUUGCUUUUUCUGAUCUCGGAAUUGGAUUAUCAGAAUUUAAGGCGACAAUGUUUCAUGCGACUAACACACGUGCUAUGUACUACAGGCUGACAAUAUUUACAUGCGAUUAGUGAUUGAUUUAAAUAGCCGCCAGUUACAAAGUUUCCGUUUUGUAUCGAUAUUUCAUUUAAGU